Messenger RNA from Nicotiana tabacum (common tobacco), 883 nucleotides. NCBI's taxonomy places the organism in Eukaryota, Viridiplantae, Streptophyta, Magnoliopsida, Solanales, Solanaceae. The record is from RefSeq and is a predicted model, not a curated record.
GGAAAUAAUACUAAGGAGCAGUGAAAUUGCAGUUCUUGGAGCUCUCUUCAACUUCAGUGGUAAAAAGCCAAAUUACUUGGGUGUUCAGAAGAAUCCACUUGGUCUAGCACUUUGUCCAGCCACCAACAAUUGUGUUUCUUCUUCUGAGAACAUCAGUGAUUCUACUCACUAUGCACCUCCUUGGAACUAUAAUCCUGAAGGGAAACGCGGUAAUGUCAGCAGAGAAAAGGCAAUGGAGGAGCUACUUCAAGUGCUAAAAUCAACAAAACCAGACAAGUUCUGUCCAAAAAUAGCGGAGAAGAAAGAUGAUUAUGUGCGCGUGGAAUAUGAAAGCCCUAUUUUGGGGUUUGUAGAUGAUAUGGAGUUCUGGUUCCCACCAGGCAAGAAACCAAUUGUACAGUAUCGGUCAGCAUCUCGCUUGGGGAAUUAUGACUUUGAUGCUAAUAGAAAGAGAAUCAAGGCCUUGAGAUUGCAAUUAGAGAAGAAGGGAUGGGCAUCCGAAGACACUGUCUGAAAGGCCUGAUAUUCAUAAAGGAGCACUUGUUCAUUACUUGUUAGCAUGAUGAAUAAGAUCAUCCACUUAAUUCAGAUUGACUCAUAUAUUGGACUUUUUAAAUUUGGAAAGCUUAAUAGAGCAGUGAAAUAACAUCAUAUUCUGCUCACCAUGUUAGCUUUUGAAAUUCUGAUGAAAAAUGUCCACAGCCUCAACAGAGCGUGGAAUGUAUAGGCCUUCGGUUGUUGGGUCUGCAUUUUACCAAAAGAACAAGCAGCUCCAACUCUUUAUAGACGCAUAUACUCUGUAUCAAAUGGUAGGGAACUGGUAUGAUUAUCUCUGUUGCAUGUACUACUAUUUUUCCUUCAUAAAAAUAGCACGCAUCAUCUC